Messenger RNA from Theileria annulata, 2607 nucleotides. RefSeq names its product exonuclease 1, putative. Gene Ontology annotation, molecular function: 5'-flap endonuclease activity; metal ion binding. The coding region runs from base 1 to 2607 and encodes 868 amino acids. Lineage: Eukaryota; Apicomplexa; Aconoidasida; Piroplasmida; Theileriidae. The record is from RefSeq and is a predicted model, not a curated record. The transcript has 5 exons.
AUGAUAAAUAAUAUUUAUUAUUAUACAAAUUAUAAUAUUAAUUAUUAUCAACCAUAUUAUAAUAAUUUCAAUACUAAUACAUAUAAUCUAACCAAUAACUUUACUAAUAAUAAUACCAAUACUACUAAUUUUACCUAUAAUAAUACAUACAAUAACUUUACCAAUAACUUUAUUACUAAUAAUAUUAGUAGAAAUAGAUAUAAUGAAAUUAAGUAUAGGAAAAUUUGUAAUGUUUGUAAUAUAUAUUUUAAUAAUGAAAAACAAUUAUUGGAUCAUAUAAAUGAUUUACAUAUAAAUUGUAAUUAUGAAAAUUGUAAUUUCAAUGGACCAAUAAAUAUUCUGGAAAUACAUAAACUGAAACAUAUAAAAAAUAAAGAAGGUAAUACUAUAGAUUCCAAAGAUGAAAUUAAAAAAUGGAUUAAUUCAAGAAUCAAAAAUUUUCCAAAAUCAAAUGAAUCCAAUAUAAUUUCCAAUAAAAAAAGAAAUUACAGAUCAAAUAAUAAUAUUAAUAAUGGAAUUGUUGAUGGUAUGGUUGAUGGUAUAGGUGAUGGUAUAGGUAACGGUACUAGUAUGGAUGGAAUCAGUAAUGGAAUAGUGAAUAAGAUGUUGGAAUGUGAAGAAAUGAGUAUAUUAGAAAAAUAUUUAAGAAAUAAAAUGAAUAAAUAUAAAAGAAAUAAAAAAUCAAUAGUAUUUCCAUAUAUAAAUAAAAUAUAUAAACAACCAAGUGCAUUAAUUAGAUAUACAAAUCCUAUAAAAUAUGAACAAAUGUUAAAAAGACUAGAAACAAUAAAAUCACCAUAUAGUUAUAAAUCAUCAAUUUGUGAAAAAUAUAAAAAUGGAAUUAAAUAUUCUAUACCAAUACGUCCCCCAACGAUUUUACAAUUAAUACGUGGUGAUAUUGAAAAAUUGGAUAAAAGUGUAGUAAAUAUCAUUAAAUAUAUACAACAUUUGAAAUCUAAUGAAAAAAAUGUUAAUAUAAAGAAAUAUUCUGGAUGUGUAGCAGCUAUUGAUGCUAUGUGUUGGAUCCAUCGUGGUUUAAUAUCAUCAGCAGUAGCCAAUGUUAGAAAUGAAAUUUGUGAUAAAUAUAUGAAAUUUAUUAUUUCAAUGCUUCAACUACUAAUUAAGCUUAAUAUUACUCCAAUUAUGGUAUUUGAUGGCUACGAAAUGCCAGCAAAAAAGAAUGAAAAUAUGAUGAGACGUGAGAGGAGAAAUAAAGCCAGAUCAGAAGCUAUGGAAAUGAUUCAUAAAAAUAAAGGCAAAAUCAAUACGGAAAUUAUGAGAAAAUGUAUGCAGGCGAUACAGAUAACACCUGAAAUUGUCCAUAGAGUUAUAACAAUAUGUAAGAAAAUCAAUGUUACAGUAGUAGUAUCACCCUAUGAAGCUGAUGCACAAAUUUCAUAUCUCUGUCGUACCGGAGUUGCAGACUUUGCAAUUAGUGAAGAUAGUGACUUAAUAGUCUAUGGAUGUCCUAAAAUUAUAUAUAAAUUGAAUAAAGAGGGGAAGGGUGUGGAACUAAAUAUACCAUUUUUCAAUAAACAAAACAAACUAGUACACUUACCCAAAAAAAUAUCAACCACUAAUACACAAGGGAAUACACAAAAUACCAGCACACCCAUUAAUACACCCGGGAAUACACACUUGAACACACACGUCAGUACACAAAAUGUUGGUACAAAUAAUUUACAAUGUGAUAAAAUGGAAUUUGGAGAUACUAAUAAGAGUAAUGAAGUGGAUUUUGUAGAUAUACCAUAUGACUUGGAUGGGAAUAUGUUGAAAGUAGUAGACUAUGAGAAAUUUAUAAUGAUUUGUAUACUGAGUGGUACUGACUAUGAUGACAAGUAUCACAUUGGUGGAAUAGGGAUAAAAGUGGCCUGUAAACUGAUGUUACAGUAUAAAACUAUUGAGACUCUGUUACAGUAUUUAGUAGGCAAUAACAAGUAUAAAUUACCGGAUAACGUACAGUGUAGAGAAAUACUAUCACACUAUAAAAAUAUCUAUAACAUAUUCCUCUACAAUGUUGUAUAUAAUCCAUCAGAUAAUGCUCUAGUGCAUAUUAAUAAUAAGGUUGAACCUGAGGAUCCUAACGGCUACUACAGUUACUUAAAUGACAUGAUCUUGAACUUGCGUGAAAAGGAAGUUAACUUCAUUAAAAUCGCUCAGGGUGUUGUUUCAGUCCAUGACCACCAUGAAAUUAGUUAUUCACUCACUGAAGCGGAUUUGAACAUGGUUGAAAGCCUGAAAAAUACACUAAUUCUUAAACUAUAUAAAUUUGAAUUAACCUUUGCAACAAAGUUUUCUCUACUGAAUAUCGCUCAUGAAAAUCGCAUAGACUCGUUCAAGAGUAAAUUAGAACCUAUUACUGAGUUCAAGAGUAAAUUAGAACCUGUUACUGAGUUCAAGAGUAAAUUAGAACCCAUUCCUGAGGUUAAGGAAUAUAAAUUUCAACCAAAGAAUAUUAAAUCUAACCAGUUAAAUAACAAUUUGCAAGUUAAGAAUGAGACUAGUCCUGUCAAGUGUAAAGUUGAGGAGAAGAGAGCCAAGAGGAAAAAUAUAACUAAAUUACUAAAUAACACUGAAAAGUAUGUAGUUAAGCGUAAAAGGAAAUGA